AUAAACCUGAGAAUGUGUUGAACUUCAAUCAACCUGUUGUUAGCACUGCGACAAAUUCCGGUAGUGGUAUGUUGGGGAAGACGGUCACCGGUGUCAUUGAAGCAACUUUUAAUGAUGGAUUUCUUGUUAAUGUUAAGGCGCCAGAUUCUGAUUCUUUUUUAAGAGGAGUUGUGUUUCUUCCUGGUCAAGUUAACCCAGUUACCGCAGAAACUGAUGUGGCUCCUCAUGUCCAAAUGAUCAGCAGAAAAGAGUUUCCAAUUCCAAUGCCAAUGCCAAACCGUCAAACUAGUGAGGUACACAGUUCUCUUCCCUCAUUACAAACUAUGGAGCCAAUACCGGUGCCUUUUUCUGGAGAGCAUGUGCUACCGACUGAGGUCCAUACCACCAGUAUCUCAGUGCCACCGGCUGAACAUGUGAACCAAUCUUCCUGUCUCAAUUCAUAUACGGACUGCGACAAAACUGUUGAACAAAGCGAUAAAUUGCGUGAACUUGACGCCUCUACACAGGUACAAGAAUCCAGUGCUGAUGCAAGGCCUGCAUCUGAAACCAUGAACCUGUUACCGACAAUUGAAAACACUGAUAAGGAUCUCACAAAUGAACAGCAUGUAUUUUCUUCUGAGAAUCAGUUGAAUGAGUUAGUUCAUAAUGAGCCAAAUAGUUCAAAUGUGGAACUCAAUUUGGCUUCCGUAUCUGCUGAACCUCAAUCCAUGCCAUCUGAACAGACUAUAAAAUCGGUUGAAAAUUUUGCGGAGAAGCAGAACUUACCAGAAACAGAUGUACAAGAAGAUGCAAAGACAAAGCUUGUUUCUAUUGAGACUUUGAGCAAAGUUGAUGAUACCUCAAGCUCAAAUGGAAAACCAAGUACUGGUAUUGUUAAUAUUCUUGAAGUGGUACCAAGUCAUGCAGUUGAGACCAACCAACCUGAACUCAUGCAAUCUGAACAGAUUAAUCAAUCUGAUCCUGCUGGCUCCAAGAUUUCAUCCGAAGGAUGCGACUUCACGGAAAAGAGCGAUCCUCAAAACUGUGGCUCUAUUGGUGACUUUAAUAAGGUGGAUUUUAAUUGUCCUACUGAAUCUUUAGUUGAUGCAGUGCCUUCUGAGAAACAGAUUGGAGCAGACACUUAA
Trifolium pratense (red clover) is the source of this 1124-nucleotide messenger RNA. RefSeq lists its product as uncharacterized. Lineage: Eukaryota; Viridiplantae; Streptophyta; Magnoliopsida; Fabales; Fabaceae. The coding region runs from base 69 to 1124 and encodes 351 amino acids. The transcript has a single exon. The record is from RefSeq and is a predicted model, not a curated record.